This is a messenger RNA of Trematosphaeria pertusa, 1300 nucleotides long. RefSeq names its product porphobilinogen deaminase. Gene Ontology annotation, cellular component: cytoplasm. Lineage: Eukaryota; Fungi; Ascomycota; Dothideomycetes; Pleosporales; Trematosphaeriaceae. The transcript has 2 exons. The record is from RefSeq and is a predicted model, not a curated record. The coding region runs from base 64 to 1251 and encodes 395 amino acids. Gene Ontology annotation, biological process: heme biosynthetic process. Gene Ontology annotation, molecular function: hydroxymethylbilane synthase activity.
CUCAAAAUCAAAGGCUGCCAACACCAAAGCCUCAAGCUGCCCCGUUUCUCACAGUGCCUGACAAUGGCUUCAGCAACCGCGUCAGACCUUCGAACGCCCUCUCACCCCGUCCCCCAGGCUGCGAACACGUCAGCCAGCACUCAAUUCCCGCCCAUUAACAUCGGAACCCGCCGCUCAACGCUCGCCCAAAUCCAGGCCCGAUCCGUCGAGCAAGCGCUCAAGAAUGCGUACCCGGACCGGGCGUACAACAUUUGCGCGGUCCUAGCGCAAGGAGACAAGGAUAAGAUCACGCCGCUGCAGCAAUUGAGCCAGGGCGAGAAUGCGAAGAGUCUGUGGACGGGCGAGCUGGAGGCUAUGCUCGAGGCAGGCGAGCUGGACAUCAUUGUGCACUGUCUGAAAGACAUGCCCACACAGCUGCCCGAGACCCUGAUGCUAGGCGCCAUCCUCGAGCGCGAAGACCCCCGCGAUGCCCUAAUUGUCUCGCCCCGGCUGCCGAAAGACACGAACGUCGCUACGCUCCCGCACGGCUCGACGAUAGGCACCUCAUCCAUCCGGCGGGCCGCCCAAUUGCGGCGGCUUCAUCCACACCUUCAAUUUAAGGACCUCAGAGGCAAUGUUGGGACACGGCUCGGCAAGCUCGAUGCCGAAGACUCGCCAUAUGCUGCAAUCGUUUUGGCCGUUGCAGGGCUUAAGCGGCUAGGGAUGGAGAGCAGGAUAAGUCAGUACCUGAGCAGCGACAAUGGUGGCGUCUUACACUCAGUCGGGCAAGGUGCGCUGGCAAUAGAGAUCAGGAAAAAUGACGACGUGAUGCAGACUAUGCUGCAAAAGGUUCGGUGCGAGCGCACAACACGAGCCUGUUCGGCUGAACGAGCGCUUCUGAGGACACUUGAGGGAGGUUGCAGCGUGCCCAUUGGAAUUGAAACUACAUGGAGGGGGAACAAAGGGCUUACGGUAGGGGCACAACCCCCGGACGCCUUUGACAAGCAUGGCGAAGCGGUUGCGGAAGCGGGGCCAGAUUUGGAUGAUCAAGAGCUAGUCCUAAAGACAGUCGUAGUGAGUGUGGACGGAAAGGAAUCGGUUGACCAUGCAACAGCACGAAAGGUCAGGUCGGUUGAAGAGGCGGAGGCUAUGGGACGAGAUGUCGCAAAGAUGCUGCUAGAGAAGGGCGCGGACAAGAUCCUGGAGAAGAUCAGUGCGGAAAAGCAGUGGGCAGCUAAGAAGCAGCUGGAAGAGGCAUCAGCCGCAUCGUAAGCCGGUAGAGCUCACAUAAUUAGAUCCUUCAGUGGAUGAAGACCUCGGG